AUGUGCGUCAGAGUUGUGACGCCUGCCAAGCGAUAUCUGACGACUUGGGGAAGACAGAAGGGUCUCCUUCAGCAACCGACACGCCCUGAGGAAGCCACGCGUGAGGUAAGCAUGGACUUCAUGGACUUUGACCUUGUAAACGGUCAAUUCAAGGUGUUGCUGGCUGUUGACACGCAGACGCGUAUGAUAUUUGCGAGAGUCUUCAGCCCGAGUGGAGAUGGACCCUCUGUAGUACGCUUUAUGGAGGAGAAGGUCUUGGCGUGGGGAUCUCCUGCGCGUCUAGUGAUGGAUGCGGACAAGAAGUUCCAGAACGGAGACGUGGCGACGUUCUGUAAACGUCGUAUUAUUGUGCCGCACUGGAUCACAGUGGAUCGCCAUCAGGGUAAUGGGCGGCCAGAGACACUCAUCAGGACGAUGAAGGAUUGGCUUCGCAGAGAGAUUGAAGCAGCAGAUGAUUCACCUCAUGCGUGGCUUCACUUGGUUUAUGAGAUGGUGCGUAUUUAA
Molecule: messenger RNA, 504 nt
Organism: Sphaeroforma arctica JP610
Lineage: Eukaryota; Ichthyosporea; Ichthyophonida
Exons: 1
Coding region: 1-504 (167 amino acids)
Biological process (GO): DNA integration
Molecular function (GO): nucleic acid binding
Source: RefSeq, a predicted model, not a curated record